This is a messenger RNA of Plasmodium gallinaceum, 3309 nucleotides long. Its product is annotated as conserved Plasmodium protein, unknown function. Lineage: Eukaryota; Apicomplexa; Aconoidasida; Haemosporida; Plasmodiidae. Gene Ontology annotation, molecular function: RNA binding. The transcript has a single exon. Bases 1 to 3309 code for a protein of 1102 amino acids. The record is from RefSeq and is a predicted model, not a curated record.
AUGCAAGGUGCAGAACAUAAUAAUGAUAUAUUUUCAACAAAUGAUAAGUUGAAUAUGAAUUCUUUAUCUAAUAAUAUACUUUUUGAUAAAAAUAUGAAUCAAUUUAAUAGGCUGAAAAUAUCUAGUGUUUCAACAGAAGCAUAUUCUUAUAGAUGUUCAACUAAUUCUCUUUCUAAUAAUUUAAGUUCAAAUAAUAUUAACAACUACGAUAUUAAUUUUUCAUCUACAAGUAACGGUGAGAAUGAUUAUAUAUUGAACGCUUUAAAAGAAUUAGGUAAUAAAUAUAAUACAAAUAAGGAUUUCAAUGGUAAUUGCUCUGUGCUAAAUUCAAAACCAUGCAGUUUAACUUAUAAUAAUGAAACAAUUGAACAAAAUGAAAAUGAUGAGGAAUUUUUUUAUAGAUUUGAACAAGAAGAUAAAAAUAGUGAAAAGAAUAAUUUAAUAAAUAAUAUGAAAAAUGAUGGCAAACAGAAAAAUUUACUAGUAUGUACUGAUAAAAAUAAAUUAAAUUUAAGUAUGAUUGAAAAUAAUGAAAAUAAACUUAAACUAUGUAAUGAGGACAUUAUGUACAAACAUAAUUCAAUUAAUAGAAAAGCAAAACUAUUGUCCAUUUUUGAAAAAGCCAAUGAAACAACUUCUAAUGAAGUACAAUUAAAUGCAUUUAAUAAAAAUAGUAAUAAUAUAUUUAAUAAUGUAAUUAAGAUAUCAGAAAAUAUGAAAAACAAUAAUAAAAAUAUCAGAACGGUUAACGUGAAAGAUAUAGUGGAAAAUAAAAAAGAGAAAAAAUUAGUAAAUAAUAACGAGGAUAUUGAAAAUAAAUGUUUCAAAAAUAUAAUUAUUAAUAAUGUAAAUAACGCAUAUAAUAGAAAUAAAUCAAGCAUUACAAUUAUAGAAGACGAUUAUAACAAUAACUUUGAUAUUCAUAAAAAUAAAAAUAAUGAUGAUGAUAAUAAUAUUAACUAUAAUGAUAAUAAUAACAAAGAUAAAAUUAAUAAUAAUGAUAAUAAUAAUAAAGACAAUUUUAAUAAAAAUGUUGAUAUAAGUGAGAAUAACAAUAAUGAUAAUAAUAAUAAAAAUUAUAAUAAUUACAAUGUAUUAUUUAAGAAAUGCGAAAAUGAAGCAUUAAAUAUUAAUAAUAGUGAGGAUAGUUUUAAAAAUAAUAAAUUUAUAUUUAAUAUGAACAAGAAGGAUGUUCUUUUUGAUGCUUCAGAAAAUUUAGAAGUUGAAAAUAAUAUAAAUAAAGAUAAUAAUAACUUUAAUUUAAAUGUAAAUCGUAAUUUAAUUAAUGUAUCAAAUAAAAGAAAGGAUUCUUUAUUUAAAAAUAACUUAAACCAAUUUUUUGAAAAUAUAGAAAAUGACAAUUCAGGUUAUAGAGAUAACAAAACUAAUUACAUAAAAUCAAAUAAAAGUGAAGAGAAAACUCCUGAACAUGGUAUAAAUAAAAUGAGACUUCCUUUUAUUAAUUUAAGUGAGGUAAAUAAAAACUCAUGUAAUAUAUCUGACUCAAAUACAAACAAACAUACACAACAAAAUUAUUUUGAUAGCACAUUUGGUGAUGCACUUACAAAUACAAAUGAAACUAAAGAAAUGGAAAAUUUUGAUGAAAAUUAUUUUUAUGAUUUAAAAAGCGAUGAAGUUUUAUUUUUUGAAAAAGAAAGAAAUAAAAAAAAUAUUAAUUCAAAUAAAGGAGAAAAUCUUUGUUAUCUUAAUGAUACAACAAUAGAGAAUACUAAUAAUUUCAAUAAUAUAUCAUUUAACUUUAGUGAAUACAUUAAUGAAUAUAAAAAUAAUUACAAUUUUAAAGAUAAUAAUGGUAUUACGAUAAGUAAUGCUAAUUUAAAACUUUUAGAAAAAAAUUUAUUAAAAGAAAACAGUUUCAUAUUUACUGAUUAUGAUCCUUUUAAUAAGACUAAUGAAAAUGUAGAAUCUAAUACAAAUGAAAACUUUAACAUUUUUCAAAAUUAUAAAGAAAAUAACAAUAUUUAUAUAAAAGAUAAAACAUUAGAUAGAAUAUAUAAUAAUAAUGAGAACUUAGACAAGUUAAGUGACAUAGAUAAAAUAAGUAUAAUAAAAGUAUUAAAAAACAAUAAAAAUGAUUAUAUAUCGGAAUCAUUAAAUGAUAAAGGUAAUACCAUUUCUUCUUCUAUGAAUAAUGAAAAUUAUAAUUCAUUUUCGGUAAUAGAUAAUUUUAGAAAUUCUGAAACAGUGAAUAGUAAGAAAUUAAUAUUUUUAGAUAAGAUAGAUGAAAGGAUAUUUUUAAAUAACAAAAUGAAUUCAAAAGAUAUAAGCAAUAAAAAUUUUGAUAAAGAUACAAUGAAUAUAUAUAAUAUCAACCAUAGUAAACAUGUAUCUAAUGGGAAACUAUUAUUAUCUGAAAAUUUGAAUUCAUAUAAUUUAGUUUCAAAUUUGAUUAAUAAAAAUGAUGAUUUCCUAAAUUCAUGUACAGAUAGCAAAUUUAAUUUUAAAAACAAAUUUUAUGAAGAUUACAUUUUUCCAGAUAGUUUAAUAGAUGAAAAAAAAGCCAAAUAUGAAGAUAUAAUGAAAUAUUUUGAUUAUUCAAUAAAUAAUAACAAUAAUAUUAAUUGCAAUGAUAAUAAUGAAGAAACAAAUUCAAAAGAUACAGAUAGUAAAAGUAAAAAUUCUUUGGCUAAAUUUACCUUAAUAGUUAAUGUUCCACCCAAUACUACACGUAAAGACUUGAUGGCCGUCUUUAGUAAAUUUGGGAACGUUGAUUUAACUAUGGUUGUUUGUGAUAAACAAUCAAGACAUCCUAAUAAAGAAUGGACAGCAACCUCAGGCUAUGCGUUUGUUCGUUUUGCUACCAAUUUAGAAGCUCAAAGAACUUUAAAUGCAACAACUUCUGGUUUAGUUCGAAUUAGAGGUAGUAGAGUUAGAGCAACUUGGGCAAAAAAAGAUUCUUAUUCAAAAAGAGAAAAAGAAACUACCUUUAAGAUACCAUCUUCUAUUCUUAUUUUAAAUGUAGAAGAAUUUAUUUGUUCUAUUUGUAAAACUAAUUUAUCAUAUGAACCCAGAUUAUUUCCCUGUUGUUAUGCAUCUUGCUGUUCUGAUUGUUUAAGAAGUUAUAUUAUGAAUGAAGAAAAUCAAGAAAAUAUAAAAUGUCCUAAUUGUUCUUUAUCUUUUUCAGAGAGAAUUAUUAAAAUUGAUAAAAAUUCAAAAGGUGCUAUGGCUUUAUUAUAUAAAUUUCAUUGUAAUAUUAAAGUUAGGUGCCCAAAUGAAUGUUGCGAAUGGAUUGGUUUUCAAUAUCAGUAUUUAAAUCAUAUCCUAUCUUGCAAAUUUAAUCAGACAUAA